Messenger RNA from Lethenteron reissneri (Far Eastern brook lamprey), 2122 nucleotides. Its product is annotated as leucine-rich repeat neuronal protein 4-like. Lineage: Eukaryota; Metazoa; Chordata; Hyperoartia; Petromyzontiformes; Petromyzontidae. Gene Ontology annotation, molecular function: protein binding. The record is from RefSeq and is a predicted model, not a curated record.
ACCCCCACCUUUGCCCGCCACUAUAUAAUGAUGGCAGAGCCGUGCUCGCUCAAGGCGAUGCGAGUUACGUUUGCGAUUACGGCCUCUGAGACGGGGCUCCGGAGAGAAGCAGAGAGACAUCUGUGAUAUUGAACAACGCCGGUCUACAUUAGUCUCAUGCAACUCAACACAACUGUUGAACGUUGUUUUAUUUUAGAUAUCUUGAGCUGUCAUACACACAGAUCUACAAGUCCCGAAGCGAUGAUGCUGCUGCUGCUGCCCACUCCUCUGCUGGUGGCGACCUUCUGCCUCCUGGUGGGCACGUCCGGGACUGCGUCGGGCAGCCCCACGAUCUCUCUCUCCAGCCCCAGCCAGAGAGGAGUCCUGCACGGAGCGUCAGAACAGCCUCCACCCCGGACCUUGGGAGCGACUCGGAUGACGGGCACCCAUCGCUCGAGCCGUCUCCUCCCUCUGAGCGGCGGUGCACGUGCGGAGGACGCUACUCCGGCAUCUCAGCCGCCACCGCCGCCGCCGCCGCCGGGCAGCGCCAGGUUGAGCUCGCGAGGGCGCAGCAACAAGCCCACGCUGGUCUUGUUCGAGCUCGACGACGAUGAAGACGACUACGAAGAUCCUACUCCGAUCCCGGCGAGAAGCCCGCCCCCCAUCGUGGCGACGGAGAAACCGCCCCGGGUGAAGCCGGAGCCGCCCCGUCCGCCGAAGACGCCGAUCGUCAUCGAAACGGUCGACGACCCCGACGACCCCGACGACGACGGAGACGACGGCGGAGCCACCGGCGGCGGAAAGAAAGCGCCUCUCGUCCCGCCGCGCCGAGGCGACGUGAUUUGCGACUACGACCCGUGCCGGCACGGCCAGAAGCCCUGCCACGUCCUGCAGCAGGAGACAGGCUGCCGCUGCGCCGGCGUCGUCGAGAACAAGAAGCCCCAGGCGCCGCGACUCCACAAGGUGGACUUUGCAGACGACCUGACCGUGGAGGUGCAGUGGUGCGCGCCGGAGUCGCAGGUCCUCGACUAUUACCUGCGCUACCAGGAGGAAGGCGACGUGCGGGAUCACCGCACGCACCAGAUACACCCGACGUGGCGGCGCUUCACGCUGCGCAACCUGGUGCCCUCGAGCCGGUACAACGUGUGCGUGGUGGCGGUCAACGCCGUCGGGGAGAGCGAGUGCGUGCGGGUGCCGUUCGAGAUGCCGCGGGCGUACCGGGAGGUGGUCAUGGCCUGCGCCCUCGCCGCUUUCUUCGCGCUGCUCGUGGUCAUCGCCGUGCUGGCCGCCUGCCUGUGCCGCAGGAGGUACAGGGAGAAGAACCGCGUGCUCAUUACGCGCUACAACAGCGAGGACCUGGUCAGCGCCCAGAACCCCGUGUUCACGGACGAAUUUGCAAAGGUGGAUCAGGUGGUCCACCUGGAUUUCAGCACGUACGGCAAGGCGUGACGACUGCCCGACGGCACAAAUGACAUUGAGCAAGAAACACUGUCUUUUAUAUGUUCUGAAUACACUGUAGUCUUAUUCCUUUUUGAGUUGUCUGCUCAAAUGGCAGGCCCCUGCAUCAAUUUCCCUCCAUCUCAUCCAAUCGUUGGUCGCACAUCUCCGUACAGGACAGAAUGUAGGUGGCACCAUAAUCCGAUGCAGAUUAAUGUCAAAACCAAGAUAACUUAUUUUUAUGGUUCGGUUCUUAAUGGUGGUGGAUGGGUAGGCUUAUUAUUUCACCUAAUUGCAUUCAAUUAUUCAAGUAACUUUGCGUUGUUUGAUAAUGUACUUACACUUUAACUAUGUGUGCAUUCCAACGUUUUCACUGAAAAUGCUUUGUUGCACGAGUAUGUCGUGUCUGUCUUUUUUAAUGGUGUGGGUGUAAUUUAAAACAUGUUUGGAAAGAAAAAAGCGAAAACAUAUUUUGAAAAAUGGUCAAUGAACAUAUCUUUUACUUGCGUGGUGGUGGUGAAUUAUGCUGUAUAUUUGAUUUUUAAAUGAUGCGACGACUGCUUACUGGAUUUGUAUAUAUGGUACUUACUUAGCAGCUUAUGAGUUCUAAACAGAAGAUGUAACGGUUAUUGAAAGAUGUAAGUUAUAUUUCAUCGUUUUGUAUUUAUUUCGAGAAUUGACCCCAUUCAAUAAAUUUUCUAAUAUU